GACGCAGCUGUCGUCGGCAGUUUAAAGGGCUUUCACAUGUUAUACAGUAACAGGACUGUCGAUGCUCGUACUCUUCUCAGCCCAGUUCUCCGACCUUGGGUCAUUUUCAGAACGGAGGCGGAGAUAGAUCAUCACCGUCAUCUGUAACAGGCUGUGCAAACUACAACUGGCUUUCAUUCGAGAUUAUUUUGAGGGCUUGUAAUUAUACACCAGCACUGUUUGACCCCUGCAAGUCUCCAAAAAAAGCAGAGUGCCAUCUUUCCACUACUCUUUGAAAACAGGAAGAGGAAGUAAGGCAAGAGCACGUUCUUUCUGAAGGUCAUCAUAGCCUGACAUGCCUGUGUUUCCACUGCUGCUAUGGAGAACGUAACUGCUAGCGAGGAACCAUCCGCUACAUUGAUGUACCACGUGGAACGACCCGUGUUCAAUGAAGGAUAUAUUGACUCAGAGCUUCUGCACAGGAAGAAGAGGACACCAAAGUCCUGUAGACGGAGAAUAACUGAGCAUCUCCGCUGCUCGUCUGAGAAAGCCAAAUCGGUUGCACUUAGUUUUUUUCCCAUUUUAACAUGGCUCCCAUCUUAUCGAGUAAAGGAAUACCUGUUUGGGGACAUCGUUUCUGGCAUCAGCACAGGUGUAAUGCAGUUACCUCAAGGGCUUGCUUAUGCGAUGUUGGCAGCUGUUCCUCCAGUGUUUGGGUUAUAUUCAUCAUUUUAUCCAGUCCUAUUAUACACAUUCUUUGGUACCUCCAGACAUAUAUCAAUAGGCACUUUUGCAGUAAUCAGUCUUAUGAUUGGCGGAGUGGCUGUAAGGGAGGUCCCGGACUCCAUGUUUGCGGUCAAUGGGACCAACGCAUCACAGGUUGUGGAUUUUGAUGCCCGUGAUGCCAGAAGAGUGGAAGUGGUUGUAGCUCUGACAACCCUAGUAGGAAUCAUUCAGUUUGUUUUGGGUCUGCUGAGAUUCGGCUUCCUGGCUAUUUAUCUGACUGAGCCACUGGUGCGAGGUUUCACUACGGCUGCCGCUGUGCACGUCUCGGUGUCGCAGCUCAAGUACCUGCUGGGUGUCCACACUGCGCGCUUUAAUGGGCCUCUCUCUGUAGUGUAUAGCAUUGAAGCUGUCUUCAGUAACAUUGCCACCACUAAUGUCGCCACGCUUAUUAUUGGACUGGUGUGCACUGUAUUCCUGUAUAUCAUCAAAGAUCUCAAUGAACGCUUCAAGAAGAAGCUACCUAUCCCCAUCCCUGGAGAAAUCAUAGUGGUAAUCGUGUCCACUGGAAUCUCGUACGGGAUGCUUAUGUCUGAAAACUAUGGCGUAGAAGUUGUGGGUAAAAUUCCCACUGGGUUGCUGCCACCCAAGAUUCCAGACUUCUCAGUCUUUCCUAACCUUCUUGCAGACGCCGUUGCUAUAUCUGUUGUUGGCUUCUCGAUUGCAAUAUCAUUAGCCAAAAUCUUUGCUCUCAAGCAUGGAUACAGUGUGGAUGGAAAUCAGGAGCUCAUGGCGCUGGGACUUUGUAACUUUAUGAGUUCAUUCUUCCACACGUUUGUCGUUACCGCCUCAAUGUCUCGCACCCUGGUACAGGAGAGCACAGGAGGACACACUGAAAUUGCGGGACUGUUGGCGUCCUUACUCGUGCUACUGGUUGUGGUGGCCAUUGGAUUUGUCUUUCAGCCUUUACCUACAACUGUGUUGGCUGCUAUCAUCAUGGUCAAUCUUCUGGGGAUGUUUAAGCAAAUGAGAGACAUUCCUGUAUUAUGGAGAACCAGCAAGAUUGAACUGGCAAUUUGGCUGGUGUCCUUUUUUGCAUCGGUUUUCCUUGGUCUGGAUUAUGGUCUGGUAGUUUCCAUGGGCUUUGCCAUACUCACAGUUAUUUACAGAACACAGUGCCCUAAGAAUGCUCUUCUUGGACAAAUCCCAGAUACUGGAUUGUACUUUGAUGUGGAUGACUAUGAAGAGGCUGAGGAAUGCUCAGGGAUUAAGAUUUUUCAGUCCAAUACCUCCAUCUACUUUGCAAACAGUGACCUGUAUGUGAGCGCCCUCAAGGCGAAGACUGGAAUUGACCCGGCACAACUGCUCACUUCCAGGAACUCACAGCUAAAAUAUGCGAAAAGAGACAACGGGAAGAGUAAGACUGUAAACCAUGACUCUUCACUGAAGAAACAUGCAGUUGUCUUAUUGGAUGUGGAGCUGGGUGUCACUCAUGAGGUGGUGAAUGGGUCACAAAAACAGAUGCAUGUGUACAGCAAUGGCCAGAGGACUGAGAACCACAAUGAGUCUGAAUCUGAGGACGACUUCUUUCUGCAGCGUCUAACCCCCAUUCACUCCAUCAUACUGGACUUUACUCCUGUUAACUUUAUUGACUCUGUAGGAGCCAAAACUAUUAAAUCAGUGAUCAAGGAGUAUGCAACAGUUGACGUGAAAGUUGUACUUGCUGGAUGUAGCAGAAUCCUUCUGUCUGAUCUCAGGACACUAAAAUUCUUCUGUGAGCCUGUGACCUCUGACCUCAUUUUCCCUACAAUUCAUGACGCAGUCUUGCACUGUAAGCACAGGAAGAACCUCCCCAUCUGUCCUGACAUCCAUUGAACACACAAACCAAACUGACAUUUCAACUUUGUUGGAACAAGCACAAGUACUGUUACGUUAAUUGGGUCACUUUAGGAUGAAUGACACGAUAACAAAAGAAGGCUGGGAAAGCAAUGAGCUGGCCAAAAUGUUUUCAGUGUAAACGCUUUAUUUAAUGUGAAUAUAUCAGCAAAUAUUGGGCUUAAUAUCUUUGGUGCUCUUGCACUAGCCUUGUUACGAAUGACUAUAAUAAAACACUCUGUAGUUUCUUUAAGUGCAAUUAGGAUAGAUUGAUUCUUGAAGUGUUUAUUUUUUUGCACUCGUCUUUUGACAUUCCAGUAAGGAUCGAAAUUUUGUUUUAAAGUUGUACGCCAUGUGCUUGCUGUUUGUUAAUACAAAUUAUUUUCUUUUCACAGGAUUAAAUUUUUGUUUACUUUCUUUUUGUUUCUCAUCUGUCUGUAGUAUUCAGGAAAAAAAGGCUUAAUAUGUUACAUAUUUAAAACCUGAUCUCCAUUUAAUCAAGACACUUUUUGUCAAAAGAUUUAGCCAGGGUUUUUUGGAACCUACUGCAAUUUUUUUUUUUUUUUUUGUGGCUACAAAGAACAUUAUUAACAUAAAAGGGUCUUAGUUAAUGAUUAUUGAAACAGCUGAUUCCAUGAAGACUUUAAUUUCGGGUAUUCUUGUCUUUAGGACAUUUACAUGGAAAGCCCACAGGCUGAGACUUUCUCUGACAUGUUUGACACAGAAAUGUUCACUCGGAGUACGUUUUGGUUCACAGCAAGUGCACGCACUUACUAAUAUUAUUAUGUACUGCCACAGAUGCUGUUUCAUUACAGUAAUGAAGACCAAAAAGUUACACAAUCAGUUGCAACUGCAUAUAAUGUAAUGCAUUGUCUUUAUGGAUAUAAGCUAUUUUUGUAUAAUAAAUUCAAAUCAUGACUCUAAA
Pimephales promelas (fathead minnow) is the source of this 3502-nucleotide messenger RNA. It is a transcript of the gene slc26a5, whose product is annotated as solute carrier family 26 member 5. NCBI's taxonomy places the organism in Eukaryota, Metazoa, Chordata, Actinopteri, Cypriniformes, Leuciscidae. The record is from RefSeq and is a predicted model, not a curated record. Gene Ontology annotation, cellular component: membrane. Gene Ontology annotation, molecular function: secondary active sulfate transmembrane transporter activity. Gene Ontology annotation, biological process: sulfate transmembrane transport.